AUGCACCAGGCGACAACAUAUCCAACGCCGACAACAUUUGAGAAAAUUACUGGAACGACCAACAGACCUGUAACAAAGGAACAAGCCCUUCUUCCGGCCGAUGAACGCCGCGUCAGGCUUAUCAGCGGCAUUGAUUUUACUAAGCCAGUGGAAGAAGUCAAGACCCUAUUAAGAGAGAGAAUACGAGACAUCAAUACUGUCACUCAUGUUAUAUAUGCCGCAUAUAGAGUGCCCCCAGAAAAGGGGCCGAUGCCCCUCCGCGCCGCAAAUGACGCCUUGCUAGAGACUUCAAUCACUGCUAUAACAGCGCUGGCACCGCGAAUUCGCUCCGUGAUCUUGCAAACCGGCGGCAAGGCUUAUGGGCUGCUGUUCUCUGAGCACAUCGACCUGAAGCCCCCCUUUCACGAUUCGCAGCCUCGAGUGCCAUCACCAUGGGGAGACGAGAUUUUCUACUAUUCCCAGGUGGAUAUCCUCAAGCGCCUGUCCUCGGACGCCGGCCACUCAUGGACAUUCACUGAGGUCCGCCCGGAUACCAUCAUCGGCUUUGUGCCAGGCACGAACGCCAUGAACGUCGCUCAAGGGCUAGGCUUCUACCUGACUUUGUUUCGGGAGGUGCACGGCGCGGGUGCGCGUUGCGCAUACCCCGGCACAGCCGCAGGGUACCGGUCGCUGCACACCGACUCGAGCCAAGACAUCAUUGCCAAGAUGGAAAUAUUUGCCGCGCUGGAGCCAGAAAAGUGCGGUGGAGGACGCGCAUUCAAUGUCGCUGAUGGUGAGGUGGUGACAUGGGCCGACAUCUGGGGUGGGAUCUGCGCAUACUUUGGUUUGGAAGGGGUGCCGCCGACCGAGGACACCGCAACGGCGGGCGAUUUCGUGAAGCAGCAUGUAGAUCGUUGGCCGGGCCUGAUCGAGCGAGAGAAACUUGAGUCGAUGGAUAUCUUGGCGCACAACUGGUGGUUCGUGGAGCGCAUCCUGCAAAUUCCAUUUGACAGACAAUUCGACUUGAGUAGCGCAAGGGAGGUCUUCACACCGAUUGAGUUCUUGAGUUGGGAGCUGGAAAAUCGGUUACAUCUCCUUGCCCUCAAUUUCAGCGGUCCUGGCCGCAAGGAUCCAUUUGAAAUCGACCCUUUAUCUGAUCUGUCGGGCUCGAAUGGGCUGUCGACCGUUGAGGAGAAGUUCCGCACCGUUGUGGACGAGCCAUUCAUCAGUUUUGAGGAGCGCUCUCAAUACCUCGAGAGUAUUGGGGCUUCCCUAGGCGCCACAUUCGAUGAACCGAUGAGUGAGCAGACGCCGGGAUCCUUUCAGCUCGACGUGGGAGUCAGUUCCGCACUCGAGCAGUAG
Diaporthe amygdali is the source of this 1341-nucleotide messenger RNA. Its product is annotated as Short chain dehydrogenase sirQ. The record is from RefSeq and is a predicted model, not a curated record. Lineage: Eukaryota; Fungi; Ascomycota; Sordariomycetes; Diaporthales; Diaporthaceae. The transcript is spliced from 4 exons. The coding region runs from base 1 to 1341 and encodes 446 amino acids.